AUGAAGGCCAACCACAGCAGCAGCUCCGAGGAGCGCUUCCUCCUGCUGGGCUUCUCCGACUGGCCGACCCUGCAGCCGGUCCUCUUCGCCUUCGUGCUGCUCUGCUACCUCCUGACCCUGAUGGGCAACUCGGCCAUGGUGCUGCUGGCGGUGCGCGAUCCGCGCCUGCACACGCCCAUGUACUACUUCCUCAGCCACCUGGCGCUGGUGGACGCCGGCUUCACCAGCAGCGUGGUGCCGCCGCUGCUGGACCACUUCAUCUGCGAGCUGCCCGCGCUGCUCCAGCUGGCCUGCGGGGACGGCGGCCGCGCCGUCGAGCGCCAGAUGUUCGCCGCCCGCGUGGUCAUCCUGCUGGUGCCGUCCACCGUCAUCCUGGCCUCCUACGGCGCCGUGGGCCGCGCCAUCUGGGGCAUGCGGUCCGGCGGGGGCCGGAGCAGAGCCGCGGGCACGUGCGGCUCCCACCUGACCGCCGUCUGCCUCUUCUACGGUUCCGCCAUCUACACCUACCUGCAGCCCGCGCACAGCUACCGGCAGGGCCGGGGCAAGUUCGUCUCGCUCUUCUACACCGUGGUCACCCCUGCCCUCAACCCGCUCAUCUACACCCUCAGGAAUAAGGAGGUGAAGGGGGCCGCGAGGAGGCUGCUGGGGAGUCUGGGGAGGGGCCGGGCCGGACACUCUGUCAUUGCUGUCUACCUGCAGCCCAAAAAUCCCUAUGCCCAAGAGAGGGGCAAGUUCUUCAGUCUCUUCUAUGCAGUGGGCACUCCCUGUCUCAACCCUCUCAUCUACACCCUGAGGAAUAAGGAGGUGAAGAGGGCAUUCAAGAGCUGUAACCCAGUGUUGGCUGCCACAUAUGUGGCUACAGAGGCCACCUUUGGGCUCUUCAGAGAUGUGAGGACAAAUAACAGGCUUCUGGCUAACCAAAAUGAAUUUUUUAUGCCAUCUGCAGCUAGUGUCAAUGGGCAGCCUGUUUUUGCCAACAUCACACUGCCCGUGUGUACCCUGACAGAGCCAUACCUCCCGCCCAAAAAUCCCUAUGCCCAAGAGAGGGGCAAGUUCUUUGGUCUCUUCUAUGCUGUGGGCACUCCUACACUUAACCCUCUCAUCUACACUCUGAGGAAUAAGGAGAUCCUGCACAUGUCUAUAUGGGUCAGCCUCUGGGAGCUGCUGGAAGACCACGCCUCCAGGUUCUAA
Messenger RNA from Dipodomys ordii (Ord's kangaroo rat), 1191 nucleotides. Its product is annotated as putative olfactory receptor 2I1. Gene Ontology annotation, cellular component: membrane. The transcript is spliced from 8 exons. Gene Ontology annotation, molecular function: G protein-coupled receptor activity; olfactory receptor activity. Gene Ontology annotation, biological process: G protein-coupled receptor signaling pathway. NCBI's taxonomy places the organism in Eukaryota, Metazoa, Chordata, Mammalia, Rodentia, Heteromyidae. The coding region runs from base 1 to 1191 and encodes 396 amino acids. The record is from RefSeq and is a predicted model, not a curated record.